CAAAUAUCUUUUUCUUUAAUUUUUAAGAUGUCCAACGGUACAAUGAAUGGUCCAACAACUUCUGUCAGUUUCCCAACACCUUUAUCUUCUUCCUCAAAUUUAUCAUCAACAAUGCCCCCUCAUCAACAACAUCAUUUACAUCCUCAUCAAACAACACCUCAUACUGUUUUGGGCGCUACAACUUUAAAUCAACAACAAACAGCAGAAAUGACACGUUUAAUGUUAAAUGGAGGAAAUAGUACUGCUGUAGCAGCUGCUGCGGCAUACAAUAUGGCGACAAGUGGGGGUUCUUCUAUCAGUCAUUCAUUGAAAAGAAGUGCUGGAGGGAAUGGAUAG
Messenger RNA from Meloidogyne enterolobii, 336 nucleotides. Lineage: Eukaryota; Metazoa; Nematoda; Chromadorea; Rhabditida; Meloidogynidae. The record is from the annotation of a GenBank genome assembly.